AUGCUCCGCCACUGUCCAAAAAACGCUCAUCAUUGCUCCUUUUUUUAUCAGCAACCUUGUAUUCUUUUCAGGUCUACGUGUGCUCUAGCUGGAGAGAAUUUCGCCAUAGUAGCAAGUGACACUCGUCAUUUCCUUCAGUCCCGUCUUCAUAAAUAUCGUUUCGACUACCGUACUGAUAUGAGUGUGGAUCUGAUGGCGGAGCUUCUAGCAAGAAAUCUCUACUACAGGCGCUUCUUCCCUUACUAUACGGGUGCCAUUUUGGCUGGAAUAGAUGAGAACGGCAAAGGGGCGGUGUUCAGCUACGAUCCUAUCGGGUGCGUAGAACGCAUUGCCUACUCGGCAAGUGGUGCAGCUGAACCAAUGAUGAUUCCCUUUUUGGAUUGCCAGAUUGGGCAUGUGACAUUGAGUGACGAGGCCGAGCAUCCGCCGCUUACGCUCCAGAGAGCAAUUUCACUCAUGAAGGUCAGUUUGCCUUCCUUUACUUAUUGUAUGCAGUAG
Molecule: messenger RNA, 498 nt
Organism: Cooperia oncophora
Lineage: Eukaryota; Metazoa; Nematoda; Chromadorea; Rhabditida; Trichostrongylidae
Source: the annotation of a GenBank genome assembly